Messenger RNA from Hibiscus syriacus, 345 nucleotides. Its product is annotated as L-idonate 5-dehydrogenase-like. The transcript has 2 exons. Lineage: Eukaryota; Viridiplantae; Streptophyta; Magnoliopsida; Malvales; Malvaceae. The coding region runs from base 1 to 345 and encodes 114 amino acids. The record is from RefSeq and is a predicted model, not a curated record.
AUGGAAGCAAGAGUGGAUGUCAGCUUUGAUUGUGCAGGCUUUAACAAAACGAUGAAAACCGCUUUGAGUGCAACUCGUGCUGGUGGCAAGGUUUGCCUUGUGGGAAUGGGCCAUAACGAGAUGACUGUGCCACUUACUCCAGCUGCUGCAAGGGAGGUUGAUGUUAUCGGAAUCUUCCGGUAUCGGAACGCAUGGCCUUUGUGCUUCGAGUUUCUAAGAAGUGGUAAGAUUGAUUUGAAACCUCUCAUAACCCACCGGUUUGGGUUUUCUCGGAAAGAAGUGGAAGAAGCUUUCGAAACCAGUGCCGGAGGCGGCAGCGCCAUCAAAGUCAUGUUUAACCUGUGA